UAUGUGACGUCUCGCUCUACAGACAAUGUGUGUAGCCUGUACAGGGCUCGGGUGUCCCAGCGUUGGCCGGGUUACGCCUCCGCCUCCGAGGCCAACACCUUCGCCUCGUGCUACUCCUCGUGGGCCUAUCGUGACAUCUCGCACCUGACCACGGUUACUGCCACUUCUUACUAUGGUAGCCGCUUGCCUUCCCACGCUGUUGAUGGCUACUCCUGUGAUUAUGAAUCCAGUUACUGCACUUCCGUUUACGGUCGCAAGACGCUGAGAAUCGAACUGCCUGAACCCUUGGCCAUCAGAGUUGUCCGAGUGCAGUUGUUGUCUUCUUCAAAGUUACCAGACGUCUUCUUCGGCAAUUCGUCGGUAUAUUCCGAAAACCCGAAGAUCGCUACUCGAGACGAAACGACGCCAGACGAUUAUUCCGUCAUCACCGUCACGCCGCCGGGGAACACGAAGGGCAGAUAUUUCUUCUUCAGGACCAAUAGCAAUUAUUUGCACAUCUGUGAGACUGCCAUUGUUCCCUUUUAGUGACCGAGUAGGAGAGUUGAAAGUAAUUUCUUUUAAGUAAACGAUAACACUUUUAUGCAAAUCAAAGCCAUAAACACAAGAUUAAUAGUAUCCACGUCCUGGUGGUUUCAGCUCCAGUUAGGAAGGUGUGUAUACAUAUGAGUACAUGAAAACAUACGUAUAACUUGCUUUUGAAUAAGAAUUAUACAUUUUACAGCACCAAGUCUAUUAGCAGAAGAAAAAAAUGAAUACCAGGAAAAUACUCACAUUUUUAAAGCAGGAAAAACCUUUUUAGAGAAAAAAAAUCACAGGAUCCACUGGCGUAAUGACCUCAAAAAAGUUACCUGCCGCUGGUCGAGAGCUAAAAUGUCCAUUAAGCAAGCAAGCAAGAAAGGGCUGCCUCGGCACUCCUGAACUUUACACCAAGCAAGUAAAGUUUCAAACUCGUCUUUUAUCUUCUCAACUUAUGGGCGGAUUUGCCUU
Penaeus vannamei (Pacific white shrimp) is the source of this 987-nucleotide messenger RNA. RefSeq lists its product as uncharacterized. NCBI's taxonomy places the organism in Eukaryota, Metazoa, Arthropoda, Malacostraca, Decapoda, Penaeidae. The record is from RefSeq and is a predicted model, not a curated record.